This is a messenger RNA of Acanthosepion pharaonis, 3795 nucleotides long. The record is from the annotation of a GenBank genome assembly. NCBI's taxonomy places the organism in Eukaryota, Metazoa, Mollusca, Cephalopoda, Sepiida, Sepiidae.
AUGGGAAGCCAAAAACCAAGCCGUGUCAUGGAGUUGCCAAUGGGGAUACAAUAUUCUCAACCUUCCUCACCACGCUUUCUCUGUCUCACUGGAUUUCACUUUUCUCUCGCCUCAUUUUGCUUUACUCUCUCGCGCGCCUCACUUUGUUUUACUCUCUCUCGCGCCUCACUUUGUUUUACUCUCUCUCUCUCGCGCCUCACUUUGUUUUACUCUCUCUCUCGCGCCUCACUUUGUUUUACUCUCUCUCUCUCUCGCGCCUCACUUUGUUUUACUCUCUCUCUCUUUCCUCACUUUGUUUUACUCUCUCUCUCUCUUUCCUCACUUUGUUUUACUCUCUCUCUCUCUUUCCUCACUUUGUUUUUCUCUCUCUCUCUCUUUCCUCACUUUGUUUUACUCUCUCUCUCUCUCUUUCCUCACUUUCUUUUACUCUCUCUCUCUUUUCCUCACUUUGUUUUACUCUCUCUCUCUCUUUCCUCACUUUGUUUUACUCUCUCUCUUUCCUCACUUUGUUUUCUCUCUCUCUCUCUCUCGCUCUCUCUCUUCUCUCGCCUUUUGUUUUACUCUCUCUCUCUCUCGCGCCUCACUUUGUUUUACUCUCUCUCUCUCUCGCGCCUCACUUUGUUUUACUCUCUCUCUCUCUCGCCUCACUUUGUUUUUACUCUCUUUCUUUUCCUCACUUUGUUUUACUCUCUCUCUCUCUCUCACUUUGUUUUACCUCUCACUUUUGUUUUGUUCUCUCUCUCUCUCUUUCCUCACUUUGUUUUACUCUCUCUCUCUCUCUUUGUUUUACUCUCUCGCUUUUCACUUUUGUUUCUCUCUCUUUCUCUCUCUCUCUCUCUCUCGCCUCACUUUGUUUUACUCUCUCUCUCGCCUCACUUUGUUUUACUCUCUCUCUCGCCUCACUUUGUUUUACUCUCUCUCUCACUUUGUUUUACUCUCUCUCGCCUCACUUUGUUUUACUCUCUCUCUCGCCUCACUUUGUUUUCUCUCUCUCUCUCUCUCCCUCACUUUGUUUUACUCUCUCUCUCUCGCCUCACUUUGUUUUACUCUCUCUCUCUCUCCUCCUCACUUUGUUUUACUCUCUCUCCUCACUUUUUUUUCCUCACUUUGUUUUUACUCUCUCUCUCUCCUCACUUUGUUUUACUCUCUCUCUCUCGCCUCACUUUGUUUUACUCUCUCUCUCUCGCCUCACUUUGUUUUACUCUCUCUCUCUCGCCUCACUUUGUUUUACUCUCUCUCUCUCGCCUCACUUUGUUUUACUCUCUCUCUCUCGCCUCACUUUGUUUUACUCUCUCUCUCGCCUCACUUUGUUUUACUCUCUCUCUCGCCUCACUUUGUUUUACUCUCUCUCUCUCGCCUCACUUUGUUUUACUCUCUCUCUCUCUCUCGCGCCUCACUUUGUUUUACUCUCUCUCUCUCGCGCCUCACUUUGUUUUACUCUCUCUCUCUCGCGCCUCACUUUGUUUUACUCUCUCUCUCUCGCCUCACUUUGUUUUUUACUCUCUCUCUCACUUUGUUUUACUCUCUCUCUCUCGCCUCACUUUGUUUUUCUCUCUCUCUCUCUCUUUGUUUUUUACUCUCUCUCUUUUUUUUUUUACUCUCUCUCUUGUUUUUGUUCUCUCUCUCUCUUUUUUGUUUUUCUCUCUCUUUGUUUUCUCUCUCUUUUUGUUUUCUCUCUCUCUCUCUUUGUUUUUUUGUUUUUACUCUCUCUCUCUCUUUCCUCACUUUGUUUUUCUCUCUUUUCCUUUUUUUUUACUCUCUCUUCCUCUCUCUCUCUUUCCUUCCUCACUUUGUUUUUACUCUCUCUCUCUUUCCUCACUUUGUUUUUACUCUCUCUCUCUUUCCUCACUUUGUUUUUACUCUCUCUCUCUUUCCUCACUUUGUUUUUACUCUCUCUCUCUUUCCUCACUUUGUUUUUACUCUCUCUCUCCCCGAUUUAUUUCUUUCACUCCCUCUCCACUUUCCCACUUUUUCCACCACCUUUUUUUCCUACUCUUUUCUCAUUAUCCCUUUUUACACUUGCCCUUUCAAUGUGCAUCCACACGCUGCCUUUCUCUUUUAUAUCUCUUGAUCAAUAAUACCCCCUUUCUCUCUUUACCGUCCUUUCCCUCUCGGCAGCCUUCUUUAAUUUUUAAUCUGCCUUUCUUUCUUUGUCUUCCUUCAUAUCUGCCUGACUGCCUACCUGCCUGCCUGUCUGUUUUUUUUUUUUUUAAUUCUUUCUUUUUGUCUCCCUUUUUCUUUCAAUCUGCCUGCCGGUUUUCAUUCUUCCUUUCUCUGUCUCCCCUUCUUCCUUUCUCUCUCUGCCUCUCCCUUCUUCCUUUCUCUCUCUGCCUCUCCCUUCUUCCUUUCUCUCUCUGCCUCUCCCUUCUUCCUUUCUCUCUCUGCCUCUCCCUUCUUCCUUUCUCUCUCUGCCUCUCCCUUCCUUUCUCUCUCUGCCUCCUCCUUCCUUUCUCUCUCUGCCUCCUUCUUCCUUUCCCCUUCUUCCUUUCCCCUUCUUCCUUUCCCCUUCUUCCUUUCCCCUUCUCUCCUCUCUUUCUUUAUCCUCUCUUUCUUUUCUUUUCUCUCUUUUCCUUUUCUAUCUUUCUUUCUGCCUGUUUUUUUUUUCUUUCUGUCUGCCUUUCUUUCUGCCACUCACAUCCACUUUACAUUUUAUUCUUUUUUUACUUUUUCUUUUUUACUUUUUAUUCUUUUUUUUACUUUUUAUUCUUUUUUUUACUUUUUAUUCUUUUUUUUUACUUUUUAUUCUUUUUUUUACUUUUUAUUCUUUUUUUUACUUUUUAUUCUUUUUUUUACUUUUUAUUCUUUUUUUUUUUACUUUUUAUUCUUUUUAUUCUUUUUAUUCUUUUUUUACUUUUUAUUCUUUUUUUUACUUUUUUUUUACUUUUUAUUCUUUUUUUUACUUUUACUUUUUAUUUUUUUUUUACUUCUUUUUUACUUUUUAUUCUCUUUUUUUUACUUUUUACUGCUUCUAUUUUUUAUUAUUAUUUUGUCUUAUUUCUUUUAUUUUCAUUUUUCUUUAUUAUUUCUCUCUCACUCUCUCUCUCUAUCUCACUCUCUCUCUCUAUCUCACUCUCUCUCUCUAUCUCACUCUCUCUCUCUAUCUCACUCUCACUCUCUCUAUCUCACUCUCUCUCUAUCUCACUCUCUCUCUAUCUCACUCUCUCUCUAUCUCACUCUCUCUCUAUCUCUCUCUCUAUCUAUCUCUCUCUCUCUCUCUCUAUCUAUCUCUCUCUCUAUCUCACUCUCUCUCUCUCUCUAUCUAUCUCUCUCUCUCUAUCUAUCUCACUCUCUCUCUCUCUAUCUAUCUCACUCUCUCUCUAUCUCACUCUCUCUCUACUUCUUCCAUUUUCUCAAUUUCGUUUCCACCCCCAUACCAUAUUUUUUGAUCUCUCAAUUUCUUUCCCCACCAGGUUUUUCAGUUUCUCAGUUAUCCAACAACAGUUUUCCUUCUUUCAAUUUCGUUGCCCACAAAAUAUUUUCUGUUCCUUAAUUUCUUUCCUACAACAUCCUUCAUUCUCUCGAUUUCACGUGAGGCACUUCUUUCUUCCCUCUUUACUUUCUUUCUUCCCUCUUUACUUUCUUUCUUCCCUCUUUACUUUCUUUCUUCCCUCUUUACUUUCUUUCCUCCCUCUUUACUUUCUUUCUUCCCUCUUUACUAUCUUUCCUCCCUCUUUACUUUCUUUCGUCCCUCUUUUCUUUCGUCCCUCUUUUCUUUCGUCCCUCUUUUCUUUCGUCCCUCUUUUCUUUCGUCCCUCUUUUCUUUCGUCCCUCUUUUCUUUCGUCCCUCCAUUCUAG